GAUCUCAGAUAUCAUUCUGCUCAAGCUGUGUUUGUGUGCAACAAAAUGGCAGAGGCCAUUUUAAAAGACCCGUUCUUUUGUUCAAUAUGCUUGGAUCUACUAACGGAUCCAGUGACUAUACAUUGUGGACAUAGCUACUGUAUGGGUUGUAUCAACGGCUGCUGGGAUCAGGAUGAUCUGAAAGGAGUCUACAGCUGUCCCCAGUGCAGACAUACCUUCACCCCAAGGCCUGUUCUGAACAGAAGCACUGUCUUGGUUGAAGUGGUGGAGAAACUGAAGAGGACAGGACCUCAAGCGUCUCCUGCUCACUGUUAUGCUGGACCUGAAGAUGUGGAGUGUGAUGUCUGCACUGGGAGAAAACUCAAAGCUGUCAAGUACUGUCUGGUGUGUCUUGUCUCAUACUGCGAGUCUCAUCUCCAGCCUCAUUAUGACUCGCUUGCCUUUAAGAAGCACACGCUGGUGAAAGCCUCCACACAACGACAGGAGAAGAUCUGCCCUCAUCAUGACAAACUGCUGGAGGUUUACUGCUGUACUGAUCAGCAGUGUAUCUGUCUGCUGUGUGUGAUGGAUGAACAUAAAGGCCAUGAUACGGUGUCAGUUGCAGCAGAAAGGACUGACAAACAGAAACAGUUGGGUAAAAUACAGCAGCAAUACCACCAGAGAAUCCAGGAGAUGGAGAAGGAGGUACAGGAGCUUAGGCAGGCUGUGAAAACACUCACGCGCUCUGCACAGGUGACAGUGGAUGAGACUGACAGGAUCUUUAUUGAGCUGAUCCGCUCCAUUGAGCGAAGGCGUUCUGAGGUGAAGGAGCUGAUCAGAGCUCAGGAGAAGAUUGCAGGGAGUCGGGUUCAGGGACUCCUGGACCGACUAGAUCAGGAAGUCACUGAGAUGAAGAAGAGAGAUGCUGAGCUCAGGCAGCUCUCAAACACAGAGGAUCACAUCCAUUUCCUUCAGAGUUUCCAGUCACUCUCUGUCCCUCCUGGUUCUGAGGCCCUACCCAGCCCCACUUUCAAUCCACACAUUUCUUUUGAACGUGUGAAGAAAUUGGUUUCUGGACUGAAAGUGCAACUGGAUGGUAUCUGCAAGGAGGAAAUAGUCAAGAUAUCUGAAAAUGUGAUGAAAGUGCAAAUUGUUCGACCUCUGGAGCCCAAGACCAGAGAGGAGUUCUUAGAAUAUUCCUGCCAACUCACAGUGGAUACUAACACAGCAUGUGGAACACUGCAUCUGUCUGAGAAGAACAGCAAGGUGACAUGGAGUGAAGGGGAGACUCAAGCCUAUCCUGAUCAUCCAGACAGAUUUACCCACUAUGACCAAGUGCUGUGUAGAGAGGGUUUAUCUGGAAACUGCUACUGGGAGGCUGAGCUUCGAGGCUGGAUUACUGUGGCAGUCUCAUAUGUUGCUCUUGUGAGGAAAGGAGAGGCUAAUGAGUGUAGGUUUGGAGGUAAUGAUCAGUCUUGGAGUUUGGAAUGCUCUCCCACCAGUUGUUCUUUCCUUCAUGAUAAUGUUAAGACUAAAAUACGAUCCCAUUGCACCUCCAGAGUAGGAGUGUACUUGGACUACAAGGCAGGAACUCUGUCCUUUUACAGCAUUUCUAAAAAAGUGACCCUCCUCCACAGAGUGAAUAACACAUUCACUGAACCCCUCUAUCCUGGGUUUGGGGUUGGUUUGGAAUCAUCUGUGAGGAUAAUGCUUCCCAUGCAGUCAACAUGAUUUUUCUGUGUUUUAUAUAUAUUUCCACACUAUGAGGUUAGAAUAAUACUGUGAAAUUGUGAACUGCAUCUCAGUGCGAGGCGUCACUACAGACCCU
Messenger RNA from Salvelinus namaycush (lake trout), 1807 nucleotides. RefSeq names its product tripartite motif-containing protein 16-like. The record is from RefSeq and is a predicted model, not a curated record. The transcript is spliced from 6 exons. NCBI's taxonomy places the organism in Eukaryota, Metazoa, Chordata, Actinopteri, Salmoniformes, Salmonidae. Bases 46 to 1710 code for a protein of 554 amino acids. Gene Ontology annotation, molecular function: zinc ion binding; protein binding.